GCAUAUCGCCCGUCUUGGCAAGAUUCCUUUCAUUCCAUGUCGCUUCAUUCACCCUGCCCAUUCGCAAAAUGUCUCUCCUCCUGAACACUCUCCUGGCCUUGACGGCCUUGAUUACUCUAACCCAUCUUCCCCCGUCCAAGCUCUUUGCUCUCCAUCCAAUAGCAAUGACCGCGGCACUGGUCCUUGGAAUCCAAGGAACACUCAACCUCAACCGCCGACGCAAAAACAAGAAACAACAACUCAAACCUCAGACAAGGGAGGAAGCGGUGGAUGGGCAUUUUAAUUUCAUGAUGAUGGCUGUCAUGUUGAUGGGAUUGGGACUCUUGGCGAUAUACCAACAUAAGAAUCACACCAACGAUCCCCAUUUCGAGUCUCUUCAUAGUCUCCUCGCAAGCACGCUCCUGCUCUUGAUUAUCAUUAUGGUGCUUUCAGGCAUUAGUUUCAAAUCCCAGAUCCGGCCCAUUAUUCCAUGGCGGCUGCACCGUUUAGCAGGGUACGCACUGCUGGUUGGACUGACGGGGGUGUAUUAUACGGGAUUGGACUAUAUGGUGGAGGGAGCGAGUGUAUGGUACGCAAGAGGGGUUUUGGGAUGUACGAGUGCUGUUCUGGUCACUUUGCUAUAGUGGCGAUGGGGUGUAUAGACUCCACCUCCCAUUGACAUGUGGAUUAAACCCUACCUAGAUUCGAAUAAUUCCUAUAGCUAUUAUAGAUUAAUAAACAUAUCAAAUAAAAUGGAGAGAAAAUCCAAAUGCGUUAUGAG
Molecule: messenger RNA, 760 nt
Organism: Spizellomyces punctatus DAOM BR117
Lineage: Eukaryota; Fungi; Chytridiomycota; Chytridiomycetes; Spizellomycetales; Spizellomycetaceae
Exons: 2
Coding region: 69-623 (184 amino acids)
Molecular function (GO): transmembrane monodehydroascorbate reductase activity
Source: RefSeq, a predicted model, not a curated record